CUUUUUGAUUCACAAUCCUUCACGUAUCCCUCGCUCUCUCUUUCCCUCCUCUCAGUGGGCUUCCUGCUCUCUCUCUCUCACCUUUCUCUCCAGAGUGGAGGGAGGCGAGCGAAAGAGAGUGCAGCUGGAGUUGUGGUCCGCUCGCUACGCCCGUCAGAAGUGUGUUUCAGCUCCACGCUCUGUGUCUCUGCACAGCGACGCCAAGAUCAUGCAGCCAGCCUGAGGUUACGGCUCAUCUGAGGGGAAGGUGGCAUCUCGCUUUGAGGAGGACUGAGGGGGAGAAGAAGACUGAUCAGUUGCAGAGAGAGAGAGAAACACAGAGAGAGAGAGAGGGGGGAUAAAACUGAAAGACCCCCCUUUCUCCUCCUCACCUCACUAAACAGAGCAAAAACGGAAGGCUUUGGAGUAUUCAAUUUUUUCUUUCGUUUUAUAUUUUUCUUAUUCCUCAUCGCGGUGCUGGGAGGUGCUUCAUCUUUUCACAUAGUCUCCCUCUCUGUCAUCUGCCUCCUCAUCUACUUCUCCAUCUAUGUGGUGUAUAAUUUCUUAUAUCCAUGAAUGUGAGAAAGGAGAGGGGAGUUUUGAUUUGAUUUUUGUCCUUUUCCCUGUCCCUCCUCACUCUUUCCCCACGUCCUUCCACCAAACCACCAUCCCUGUCACUUCCUGUCAUUUUACCUCUAAAUACCACUUAUCAGUUCACGAUCUCUCCCAUCUCACACCUCUCUCUGUCUCUAUAAACUCUGAUGUGAUAUGAAGUUGGAUGAAUUUUCUUCAGAGACAACUAAAAACUCCUCAUGAAUGACUCUUUUUUUGUUGUUUUUUUUUCCUUCUCUCUUGGUCCCUCCACACCCAUUUUCUUUGCAUCACACUCUUGCGGGAUUCUUUAAUGUUACCUCUAGAUCGAGAACAAUCGAGAAGGAGAUCGGGCCGGCAAGCUCCUGAUCAUGACUGGCUAAAUUAAGCAGAACCACAGAAGUGACAGAACGCCAAAGAAGAAAGAAGGGGAGAGCGACGAAGAGGAGUACAUAUAGACACAGUGCUCCUCAUCUCCACAGCAACAGCGCUCACACUCCAGCAGACUUCUGGAGGGAGGCUUCAGCUCAAUCACCAUCUUUGGUGGGAAGGGAACGGCGGUUGGAGGGAGAGAGACCAAUGAAAAGACUUCAGCUCAUCCAUCCCUACGUCUUAUGAUUUAGUCACUUCAAAUCUGCUCACCUGUACAGACAUUUUAGGUUAAUUGUCAGUUUCUAAGACUUCUGAAAUCUUGACAAAAAAGAGAUCAGUCAGUCUGGAACUCAUUUCUGACACACACCAUCCUCCUUCCCUCUAAUAGUUCAGAAGCCCCUCGCCCUUCCACCUUCACCCAACCCAAGUUCACUCCUGUGUCCACCAGACUUCUGUCUUCUGUGCGCAAAUUUAUCUGUCUACAUCUAAAUCCCUUCAUCUGAGGCUAUGAGAGGAGGAUUCACAUCGCAGGCCACUCCAUCAUGCCCGUUCUGAAGAGCAGAGAGGAGAUCCAGGCUGGCAAUGUUCAAGGGACGACAUUUACAAUUCUCCACGAUGCUUGUCAGCCUCCGCCAUUCUCCCUCCCAUCUUCAGGACAAGUGUUUGGUGUCUCCCUCCUCAACUCGGCACUCUCCUCCUCCUCUGGACCAGUCGUGCCAUCACUCUCAACGCCAGCCACGGCUCACCCUGCCCUUUCUGUCCUUGUCCUUGUCUCUGCUCCUACUCUCCGUACUCCUGUUGCCCAUCUGCGAACCCCGGAGAGUUGGGGGGCCAGGAACGGGGCCUGGAGGUUCCCCAGGUGGACAAGGAGGUCAGAGAGGAGGCGGAAACCAGAGGGGCGCUGUUAUCCCUCCUCAUUACUCUCCGGGUUCGCCAGCACUUCCUCCUAACGCCCCCAAACUGAUCAGCUCGCUCAGCAUUGCCGUCAUCCUGGUGGGCAAUUCCAGUGAAGUAACCCUUGGUGCAGGACUUGAGAAAGAGGACUUCCUCCACAUCCCUUAUCCCCCUAAAGUUGAGGUGGUCACCAUGAAUGAGACGGACCCGAAGAGCAUCAUUAACCGGAUCUGUGCGCAGAUGAUGAGGAACUCUCUACAAGGCGUAGUGUUUGGUGACGACACGGACCAGGAGGCCAUCGCUCAGAUCCUGGACUUCAUCUCUGCUCAGACACACAUUCCCAUCCUGGGGAUCCGAGGGGGAUCGUCCAUGGUCAUGGCUGCCAAGGAUGACCACUCCAUGUUCUUCCAGUUUGGCCCCUCCAUUGAGCAGCAGGCGUCCGUCAUGUUGAACAUUAUGGAGGAGUAUGACUGGUACAUAUUUUCUAUCGUCACCACAUACUACCCCGGGUACCAGGACUUUAUCAACAAGGUACGCAGCACAAUUGAGAACAGCUUUGUGGGUUGGGAGCUUGAAGAAGUCAUCAUAUUAGACAUGUCUGUGGAUGAUGGAGACUCCAAGAUCCAGAAUCAGAUGAAGAAGCUGCAGAGUCCAGUUAUCCUGCUCUACUGCACCAAGGAGGAAGCGACCACCAUUUUUGAAGUGGCCCACUCCGUAGGCCUGACAGGUUAUGGCUACACCUGGAUCGUACCUUCGCUGGUGGCCGGUGAUGCAGACCACGUUCCAUCUGUCUUCCCUAUAGGGCUCAUCUCUGUGUCGUAUGACGAAUGGGACUACAACAUCGAGGCCAGAGUACGUGACGCAGUGGCUGUCAUUGCCACGGCAACCUCAACCAUGAUGUUGGACCGAGGGAAACAGACCCUGCAGAAGUCCAGUUGCCUUGGGACGCCUGACAAAAAGGGCUCCAGCAUCGGCCACUCCAAGGAAAUCUUAAAGUACGUCAUGAAUGUGACAUUUGAAGGUCGAAACCUGUCAUUUAGCGAAAAAGGCCACCAGAUGUUCCCUAAACUAGUCAUAAUACUUCUCGACAAGGACCGGCAAUGGGACAGGGUUGGCAAGUGGGAAAGAGGCUCAUUGACGAUGAGGUACCAUGUGUGGCCUCGUUUCGAGCUGUACUCUGACGUGGAGGAGCGGGAGGACCACCUGUCCAUCGUGACUCUGGAGGAGGCGCCAUUUGUCAUUGUGGAGGACGUGGAUCCACUCAGUGGGACAUGCAUGAGGAACACUGUGCCGUGUCGGAAACAGCUGAAACUCAGCAAUCACACAGGCGAUUCAGGGAUUUACAUCAAACGCUGCUGUAAAGGCUUCUGUAUCGACAUCCUGAAAAAGAUUGCGAAAACUGUCAAGUUCACUUACGACCUGUAUUUAGUUACCAAUGGUAAACACGGCAAGAAGGUUAAUGGGACCUGGAACGGCAUGGUGGGAGAGGUGGUGGCAAAGAAUGCUCACAUGGCCGUCGGUUCCCUCACCAUCAACGAGGAGAGGUCAGAGGUCAUUGACUUCUCCGUGCCAUUCAUCGAGACGGGUAUCAGUGUCAUGGUCUCCCGCAGCAACGGCACCGUCUCCCCCUCUGCCUUUCUAGAGCCCUUCAGCGCUGAUGUCUGGGUCAUGAUGUUUGUGAUGCUGCUGAUCGUGUCGGCCGUGGCUGUCUUUGUGUUCGAGUACUUCAGCCCGGUGGGUUACAAUCGCUGUCUGGCAGACGGACGAGAGCCCGGCGGUCCCUCCUUCACCAUCGGCAAGGCCGUCUGGCUGCUGUGGGGCCUGGUUUUCAACAACUCCGUUCCUGUGCAGAAUCCCAAAGGCACCACGAGUAAGAUCAUGGUGUCAGUGUGGGCCUUCUUCGCUGUCAUCUUUCUGGCCUCCUACACUGCCAAUCUGGCUGCCUUCAUGAUCCAGGAGGAAUAUGUGGACCAGGUGUCGGGCUUGUCAGACAAAAAGUUCCAGAAGCCGAAUGAGUUCUCUCCGCCUUUCCGGUUUGGUACGGUGCCCAACGGGAGCACAGAGCGCAACAUCCGCAACAACUACAGAGACAUGCACGCCUACAUGACCAGCUUCCACCAGAAGAAUGUAGAUGAAGCCCUGUACAGCCUGAAGACUGGGAAACUGGAUGCCUUCAUCUAUGACGCAGCAGUGCUAAACUAUAUGGCUGGCAGGGAUGAGGGCUGUAAGCUGGUAACCAUUGGGAGCGGCAAAGUGUUCGCCUCCACAGGCUACGGCAUCGCCAUCCAGAAGGGCUCGGGUUGGAAACGAGCCGUGGAUCUGGCUAUCCUCAUGUUGUUUGGAGAUGGUGAUAUGGAGGAGUUCGAGGCCCUGUGGCUGACAGGAAUCUGUCACAACGAGAAGAACGAGGUGAUGAGCAGCCAGCUGGACGUAGACAACAUGGCAGGGGUCUUCUACAUGCUCGGGGCUGCCAUGGUUCUGUCACUGAUCACCUUCAUCUGUGAACAUUUGUUCUACUGGCAGCUGCGUUUCUGCUUCAUGGGCGUGUGCUCGGGGAAGCCCGGGGUCACGUUCUCCAUCAGCAGAGGUAUCUACAGCUGCAUCCAUGGGGUACAUAUCGAAGAAAACAAGUCAACCAUUGACUCACCAUCUUCUACCAUAAAGAAGAACAUGAACAACACCCACUCCAACAUCCUACGGUUACUUCGAACUGCUAAGGACAUGACUGCAGUCCCAGGCGUUAAUGGCUCUCCACAUGCAGCCCUAGAGUAUAGCCACAGUAGCCGUGAAGCGGCCAUCUAUGACAUCCAGAAGCACCGGCAUAGCCUAGUGGGUCACCCUGCAGAUUGUAAGUCUGCUCCGCCCUAUCUUCCAGAGGAUCCCAUGUUCAGUGAUUAUAUCAGCGAGGUGGAGAGGACUUUUGGCAACAUGCCCCUGAAGGACAGCAACCUCUACCAGGACCAUUACCGGCACCACCACCCGGCCUCGGCUCUGGGUAUGUCCGGCCCCCCACCCAAUAGGCCGCGUAGCUUAGGCAGCGCUAGCUCAUUGGAAGGUGGCAUGUUCGAUGCUGACAGUUUGGGGGGAGGGGUAGCACCCAUUUUCACCACCCAGCCCCGCCCCUCAAUGACUCACAGGAAUACAAGUAAAUUUGACCUGAUUGCAGGCCACGCCGCUGCAGAUACCAAUCAGGGUGGGUUCAAAGGAAGCAAUGUUUACGGGAGGUUUUCUUUCAAAGGAGGAGCAUCCAGCACUGGGCUCAUCGGGGGACACGACAGGUACUGUGGUGGGGGAGGGGGAGGCUCAGGGGGUGACGAUGGGAAUAUUCGCUCUGAUGUGUCGGACAUCUCCACGCACACUGUUACCUAUGGAAACCUGGAGGGCAGCACCAAGAGGCGUAAGCAGUACAGGGACAGCCUGAAAAAGAGGCCAGCCUCCGCGAAGGUCAGACGGGAGCAGGACGAGAUAGAGCUGAACGCCUUCAGGAAGAGACCCCACCACCACACCGUCCACCACCACUUCCCCCAUGGGCCUCUGGCACACCGCCCGGUCUCACCUCCCCUGGAGCGGAAGAGGGGAGGAGGAACGGGUAAUUCUUCACCUUACAUAUUCCGCAAAGACAAAGACAACCUGAGGGAUUUCUAUGCGGACCAGUUCCGCUCCAAGGAGGGCAAGGCCAAGUGGGAGCAAGAGGGUGGAAGUGGAGGAAGCGGUGCAGGCGGUGGUAGUGGUGGUGGUAUCUGUAAAAGCUUAGUGCCUGUGGAAGACUUCCUCAAAGGUAAAGGGAAGAAAACAGAGUGCAAAGGUGGCAUUGGUGGAAUGUCAGCAGGGCAACAGGCUCAUACUUGCUGGGAGAAAGGAGUUUCUGGCCUUGGAGGGGGAGGAAUAGCAGGGGGUGACUGGGAGUGUCGUAACUGCCACACUGUUUGUCAUCACAGUGGAGGAGGAGGCAGCACGUGCUCAGCUAGUGGAGUUGGGGGGAGUGGCAGUCGCCCCAGCUCUGCUACGCUCUGCAAACGCUGUGACUCCUGCAAGAUACAGCCAAGCAACCUUUAUAACAUCAGUGAGGAUAACAACAUGAUUUUUAGUGGUGUGAAGAGCAGCAUAGGACCUAGUCAGACACAGACUCAGACACAGCGCAGGAAACUAGGGCCAGGCGGGAAGGUGUUACGGAGGCAGCACUCUUACGAUACAUUUGUAGAUCUGCAGAGAGAGGGAGCUGGUCGCAUGGGUGGGGUUGGAGGCGGUAUUGGCGGGCAGUUUGUUCAGCCCCGAAGUGUGAGUUUGAAAGAAAAAGACCGUUACAUGGAGGGCCCCAGUCCCUAUGCACACAUGUUUGAGAGAUAUUCGGGUGAAAGGGAAUCUCCCAUGUUUGGGGGAAUAGGUGGGGAUAGAGCAGCAGGAGGGUCCUCCUUCAGUUUGUACCGUGGAGGAGAAGGUGGGUUGCAUCGACGUUCAGUGGGGGAGAGAGACCUGAGGGACAGAGACAGAAAUAUGAUGGGAGGAGGGGGCUGUGGUGGUGGUGGUGGUAACAGAGGGGCUGGGACUUACUCCUUGUCUAAAUCUCUUUACCCAGAUAAGGUGAACCAGAACCCCUUCAUCCCAACCUUCGGUGACGACCAGUGUCUAUUACACGGUGCCAAACCGUACUACAUCAAAAAGCCACAGACGCAGCAGCAGCAACUUCUCAACAACAGCCGAGGAGGAGGGGACUUCCGCGGCUCCAUGGGAGCGACUUCCUAUUUGCCCGCAUCUGCCACAGCUGGGGUGAUGUCCAAUGUGGCCACAAGGUACCCCAAAGAGCUGUGCCUGGGUGGGGUGGGAGGACCCAUGGGGAACCACCACGGGGCCAACAAACUGCUGUCCGGAGGCAGGGACACGUUAGGUCUGGGACAGGGACAGAGACCCUUCAAUGGUGCCAAUGGACACGUUUAUGAAAAGCUCUCGAGCAUUGAGUCAGAUGUCUGAGACUGGUCAGAGGAAGAAAGGGAGAGAUAGAGAAGAUGAAGUGGGUAAAGAAAAGAGUGGAAGAGGACAAAAGCUAAUGACUUCUCUAUAUGAAGAGAAUGAGGGUACACAACAGUGUGUGUUGUUCUCGGUCUUCUAAAAGGAGAGGUUCUGGACAAAACACAGGGGCCUCUGCCACAUAAAGUUUGGCAAAGUUCAAAGUGAGAGAAGUUUUUAAUGAGACGAAAGGAUUCUGGUGCUGCUCCAACGCUUGAGCGAUCUGAAGGGAAGAGAAAGGAGGGUUGGAGGGAGUGGGAAAAGGUGAGAUCAAUUCUCCAGGCUCUGCUCUCCUCACAUCCUUAUGGUCUUUCCCUCCUUCCUGCAGUCUGUCCAAACAUUUUGUUUAGCAACUGAUAUACAAUCAUGAAUGAGAAAUCUACACUUCUGCCGAAGUAACAGGGUAAACUAACAAUAAUUGUAUUGAUGAUGUUAAUAAUAUUAUUGAAUAUUAUUCUAGUGUUUAAUGAUGAUGAUCAGUUUGUAUUGUUUUAUAUUAUUAUUAUUACUAUUAUUAUUAUCAUUAUUUGAUUUAUUGAAAUAGUUAAUGUUAUAUAUUUGUAUGAUCUUAAUUCUUUCUUAGUUCGCCAACAUUACAGGAGGCUGGGCAACCAGUUCACCGAUAUUUGUUGGUUUUCUGUAUCUUCUUUCCUAUAAAUUCUUCAUGUUUUACUUUUUUAACUUUUCUUACUUUGACUGCAGUGAAUUGUAUGUAAGAGGCAUGAUAAGCUGAGAGCAUUAAAUGUACUUUUAAAUUUGUGAUAAUUUUUUUUUUCAACUGCAGAAUCAACAUCAUCAUACUGAUUUGCGGUUUUUGUUACUUGCUUCGCCAGUACCAAAAGGGUUUCUCAAUUUGCGCUGGAUGUGCCUUAAUGGGACUUACACUGAUUUUCUGUCCAUUUUCUUUUGAUAGGAAGAUCCUCUUGCAAUCAGUCAACUGAUUUGGGAGCAAAGAUACACGAGAAAAACGUUCAAUAUUAUAGUUUUAGUUUCAUCUGGUGCCAUUAAACUAAGCUUGCAGUGAACAAAUUGAAAGACACCAUGGGCAUUAGAUCAAGAGGGAAUAUAUUACAACAUUCCUUUAUUUUUAACACUUCAGUUAACAUAACUAUGGGAGACUUAUUUUAUUUAAAUAAUGUAUUGAACCCAAGCUCCUUAUACGAAAUGAUCAAGAAACUACCAAAGUCAACAUAAUCUUUAUCGCUUAAUGGAAAACCACAGAGAUCUAGCAUUACUUACUGUUUUUAUACAUUACAAAAAAUAUUGUUACACAUUUAUUUGAAGUAAAAUCAGAAAUAAUACUUAGUUGCAAUGUAUCAGUGAAGUUGCAAUGACACAUUGCAACUUCAGAGUGCAUUAAGAUAACGAGGCUACUACAGCCACAUGCAAGUAUGGGAAUAAAGGCUGGAAAGAGUGAGAUAACAGUCCUUCUGGUUCUUUCUAAAGAUAGUAAAAUGACUUGUCCAGCACCUCUGAAGUUUACUAAUUAAUAUUGAAUAAGAUAGUUUUGUUUGCAAGUUUUAAAAAAAGCAAAAUAUUGCUGCCUAUAUAUCAAGUAUGUAGGCAGUUAUCCAAAUGUUAGUUGUGUAAUGUGAGUUGUGUAACUGAAAAAUACAUGAGCAAACAUUAUGAUUUGUCCUGUGCUGGGAGAGGGGGAGUCCAACACCAUUGACUCUUUAAGAAAAUGGCUGCUUUAUUAUUCCCCAAUUCUUGAAGAUAAUGGUAAAAAUAGACCAUAGCUGUUCUCUCAGUCGGUGUCUGCAAAGUGUUUACUUUUGCAGAUGAAACAAUCAAAAUGUUGUCAUUUUCUAGGCUUUAGUUUUUAUAAUGCUUUUACCUGCCCAUACUAAAAGUCUGCUACAAUUAGUCUUUUUUUAUUAGCUUUAUUAUAUAAGAAUAGGUUAUUAUAAGUUAUGUUAAGAGUUUCAUGCGGCUUCAGUGUCAGAGGCUGCAGAAGCCAUAUGGCUGGUGAUGUCACUUUGUGCAGCAACUCUUGUCUAACAGCGUCUAACUGUCAGUAUCAGAACUGUAAGUUAUUUGGUAUUUAUUCUGGGGUCAUAAUUUCUUGUGCUUCACAAAUUAUUACCAAAAUUGGAAUUAGAAACACAAUCAAUGGAAAUGUGGUGUAGAAUAAAAUCCUCAAAAUUAGGGUAUGUGAAGUUUGAGCAGGUUUGUGAUUUUUUAUUUUGAUACUUUUUAUAAUGUUUACAAGUCAUUUAACCACAGGAGAAAUAAACCUGUAACCAUUGGCUUGUACUGAAAGCCAUGAAAUCUGGAAUUAGGUUAGGACAACUGGCAGUGAGUGGGUACAAAACAAGGGUAAGAGUUACCAUUGUGUUAAAUUAACUGAAAUUAAUUUAAAUAAAACAUCUGUUACACAAUUGUUACCCACUCUAUACUGGAUUACAUAGUUAGUGUGAGGACAAAUAGAACAAUGUCUGACAAAUUUGGUCUUGAGGAUUUCAAAAGCUGUGUAAGUGGAAAAGUGCAAGUCCUAUAAAGAUGCCACAGUUAACAAAAGUGAUAGAAGGCUGCACAGAAGACAAGAGUCAGAAAGUCAGUCUUUCUGGAGAAAACAAGGACUUUUUCUGUUACCGCAGUACUGUAGACAUAAACUGUAAGAAACAAAACAGCUGCCUGACAGUCUGUUUCAAGUCAGCAUGGAAUCCAUUAAGGUUUUAUUUCCUUUUCUAAUUUGAGAAACAUCUACUUAUAUGGACAACGUGUAACUAAUAAACAAGUUGUUAGCAGCAUUAUCCAAGGUCAGCAAAUCACUGUACACACAUUGAAUACAAGAAUAAGUUGCAUGAUCAGAGGUGCAAAAAUGUCGCGCCUUGUGAUGGAUUUGCAGUCCUUCUAUGCAUAUUUUCUAUUUCCUUGCUCAGAUGUAAUCUUUCAGACUCAAACUCCCAAAGUUCUCAAUGCUUUAAAAAAGAAAAAAAAACUUCAUAAUGAAUUUAUGUCAUUCCUGUUAGAAUCAGGCUUUAAAUGUGAAAAACUGCAAAAAACAGACUGAAUGGAUGGAUAUAUAAAUAUUUCUCCAUACAUAUUUUUUAAACACUUAUAGAAUUUUUUAAACACGUUUAAAUACUAUAGCGAAAAGUCAUUUUUCAGACUAAAUAGAAACUCUGGAGACUUAAACUGAAACUUUGCAAGAAUUGUCAAAAAAGUACCCAAAUGCUGAUAAAAUUUGUUUUUAUCUAGUAAGCAUUGAAGGGCUUUAUAGUCCAAUGCCACUGGAAGGAAAAAACAAUAAAACAGGAAAAAUCUCAACAACUUGCUUACUAAAAUAUAGUGCUCGCACAGACAUUUUGAUACCUUUAAACUGAGCCUGACUUGCUGUUUUUGUGCUUUUUACAGUCUUUAUUUCACAUAAACACAUAAGAAAAACAAAAUCUAUAAUCAUCUUCUAAAUUAACUAUGGGCAGUAGAUUAUCCCCACAAAUACAAAGAUACACUAGUUGUUCAAAGUUGUGGGUCCAAUAGUUUUAGCUUCCAAAAUAUUAAAAGCUAUAGCCUUAAACCGUCCUUCGCUGAACGGUAAAGCUAUGUCACAUAUUUAGACUUUGAGUGAAUUUUGGCUUGAAAUCCAGAGUCCUUUGUUCAUUAAGGACAUAGGACUCUUUUGGGAAAAUAUGAGAAUGAGUUAUAUAAACAUGUAGUACCUUUUGUAUAAGAGAAAAUAAAAACGGUAUGGCUUUUAGGAUUUUGACACCUACCAAAUCUACAAUUGCCAAAUUACAAUAAGAAAAAAAUAAAUAUAUAUUUUCAGUCUCCUUUUGCCAUUUAACAUGCAUAUUCAGUCAUUUUACCCACGCUAGAUCUAAUACAGAAGCACAAUGUGACUGAAUGGAUAUUAACUUGUAAAGCCCCCUCAGAACCUUUCUAGACUCUUCUCUUGGCUGACAAGUCAGUAUGUAUGAUACUUAAGGUCUCUACUGUUUGUAUGGGUUUGCAUGUAUGUGUUUCUUUUUCUUAUUUAAUUUUUUUAUCUUGACUUUUAACCCAAAAGUGACGCGUGUUUUUAAAACAAUUUUUGGAGUCACAUCACUUUCACUGAUGCCGAUGAUCCGUGUAGUUCUGUAGAUGUGUGUGAGUGUUUGAUUUUAUUUUUCUGCAAGAGAAAAUACCAAUCCAAGACUGAAAUUCAUGCUGAAAUUCACAAAAACAUGGCUGAAUUAAUUGAAAAAAAUAUAUAUGUGUUUUUUUAAUGAAAAAGGUCAUAUUGUGGUGAUUUAAAUACCAGUUUUCUUGACUGUUUCAUACUUUUCUUCAAAGCUGAGGUCUUGGUUUGAUUCUUUGUCACUAAGAAAGUGGCUCUUUUUCAUAACCUCUACUUUUUUUUUUGCUUUUCUCCCAUUUUUAAAAAAAAAAAUCAUUAUUUGUUAUUGUAUGUGCCUGAAUACAUACGCUUGAUUACCUCUGUGUGCUCAUAUGGAAGAGAGGCAGCGUGAGUGAGACUGUUUGUUGUACAUGUACAAUAAAAUGAGAUGUAAAUAUCUUACCUCACAUUCAUGAACUUUUGAUAAUAACUGUAAAAAAAAACAAAAAAACAGAGUACAUCUAUUUGGGAUAAAUCUUUGAUUAGUCAACAUCCCUUCAACAAAAGUGCUUUUGUAACGACUUCAGGCCAGGAAUUGUGCAAUGAUUUAUUAUUACACUUAGUGCACAUAUUUAAUGAGUGAAGGUCUGUGUUUUCAUUUUGUUCUUGAUUUGGUCUUUAAAAAAGAUGUUUUUCUCAAAGAAAAAAAAUGUACAGGACCUUCAUUUACUGGUAAACAGAAAGCACAAUCGACAUUUUUACAGAGCUGUUCUAUUUUCCCCUCUUUGUCUUAAAAAAGAAAAGUCUUCGGUUUUUUGUGUUUUGCUGCAGAGGAUCGAACUUCAUCCCUGAGCUGUACAGAUUGUGAAAAGUGUACAUACAAGAAAACUCUAGUUCAUCCUUGCAUUCUUUUGUAUGGAGAGAUAUUACUUGUGUGAAGAGAGUAUUUCAGAUUUGAUUGAAUAUUUAGUAAUAUUGAAAACGAGAUUAAACACAGUCAAUGUGAAAAUAAGUGCUGAGAAAUAUUAUUCUUCUGUCUCUUUGGAAUAAAGGUGUUGAGUAUUAAUAAAAAAUAAGAAAUCUCAA
This is a messenger RNA of Xiphophorus couchianus (Monterrey platyfish), 11968 nucleotides long. RefSeq names its product glutamate receptor, ionotropic, N-methyl D-aspartate 2B, genome duplicate b (gene grin2bb). Gene Ontology annotation, biological process: monoatomic ion transport. The record is from RefSeq and is a predicted model, not a curated record. The transcript is spliced from 16 exons. Gene Ontology annotation, cellular component: membrane. Gene Ontology annotation, molecular function: signaling receptor activity; ligand-gated monoatomic ion channel activity. Lineage: Eukaryota; Metazoa; Chordata; Actinopteri; Cyprinodontiformes; Poeciliidae. The coding region runs from base 1525 to 6804 and encodes 1759 amino acids.